Messenger RNA from Paramisgurnus dabryanus, 1965 nucleotides. RefSeq lists its product as uncharacterized. NCBI's taxonomy places the organism in Eukaryota, Metazoa, Chordata, Actinopteri, Cypriniformes, Cobitidae. The record is from RefSeq and is a predicted model, not a curated record.
GUCAGUUAUUCACACUCACUCGCUGAGAUGGAUAGAUUAAGAGUUACUGCACUUAUAUAUGUUUUAUUGUUCAGUCAGACAAUAAUCUAUGGAGCAGAUGUCGAGAUAAAGGUCAGACCAGGAGACAACGUCACUCUUCACUGUGACCGUCCUUUAACUGGUGGUUUGGGCAUUGUGUGGAUAAAAAACAGUUCUUAUGUAAAUCAAUCCUCUCUCAUAAUAGAUUACCGGAAAUCGCAUUUAGAGACCUUCAGACGUUUUAGUUUUCCUAAAAACUCCAACAUUAAUUCUUUUGAUCUACAUAUUACUAACAUUACAAUCUUUGAUCUGGGACUGUAUUACUGUGCUGAAUACGAGAAAAAGUUCAAACAAGACGAAAAAGGCAUGUACCCAUUUGAAGUGUACUAUUAUGGAAACCGAACAACUCGUCUUUCUCUUGCUGUAACAUCAUGUUCUGGACCGUCCAGCAGCACCGUCUCUCCUCCUCCUCCUGUAUCAGACUGUUUCCUCUGCUGGAUGCUGCUGGUCAGUGUUUGUGUUGUGUGUUUUCUCCUCUGCUUCAUCUGUGUCUUUUGCUGCUGUCAAAGGAAAACAACAGAUGGUGGAACUGUUAACAGAGAAAAGAUAAAAAGCAGAAAUACUUGUGAGGGUAAUGAUGAUGAUGUGUGUUAUGCUUCUUUGGAUGUGAAAGCCAGAAGACUGAAACAACCCAAAAAGAAACAACAGCAGAGUUCAGACUUCAGUAUUUAUGCUCCGGUCAAAACAGACAAAAUACAAAACUUCUGAUGAGGAAUCUGAUGAACUUUCUGAUGGUUAAAAAAGAUGAAUGUGCCAUUAUAUUUAAAACCUUGUGUCUGAAGCAAUUAUUUCAUGUAUAAAUUUAAAACAAAAUCAUGCAGAUACUUAGUCGAAAUUAUUUUACUUUAGCGGGCAUAAUACUUCAUCUGAAGAGACAUUGCAAUUUAAAUGAUAUACAACUCGUCACAUGAUUGGUCCUCAGUGUCUGUGCGGAGGUGAGCUGAUUACAUCAUGCUCCAGUAUAUUGCAGUGGUCUUUCUCUGAUAUACUGACUUUGUGUGGUAGGCCAUAGCAUCUGACCCUGAUCAGAGAUAAUAUAUGGGACAAAAGUGAAAUGGCUUUUUUUUCUCUGUGUUUUGUGUGUCACUGGCCUUUGUUGAAGCAAAUCGUGAUGACAUGAAUAACAGGAUGUUGGUUACCUGUGUGCAGUAGUUUAUAGUACUGUAUUUAUAUUUCAUCUAGAUAUAAAGCUAGGAACAUUUAUCAUAUAUUUUUACAAUACAUUUUUUUUACAAAAAUGUUGAGAGCUUGUAAGCAUUCUGGGCCGGUUAAAUAGGUAAAGCUUUUGGUAAAUGUAAGAUUGACCACCGACCCUUUAAAUUUUUUUUAUUAAUAUAAGUAUAUCAUUUUCAUUCUUUUCCUGUAAUGCCUCAGAAAUCUUAAAAUGUAUUUUUUGACAUAAUUUCACAAGCUGUGUUUUUUGGCCAGGGUCUUUCAUUUUCAGUCAUAUAGACAAUCUUAACCACAAAUGUUUCCACUGAAGUUCAGCUCAUAAUGUACAAGACAGAAAUAGACUUGAAAUUGUGUGCGCUUGUUUAUAUGUAUGUGGUCAGUUUGUGGUAAAGUUGUUUUGUAUGCAUGAUGUGUCUGCAGCUUUCCUGUACACUCUCACAUUUACUUGAAAAUGAAACCAACUGUGUGUGUAUAUGCCUAUAGGGCUCAGGUCAUUGCAGUGUAACCACAGUUAAGGUUAAAACACAACAUAUAAUACAGUUAAGGUUAAUCCACAAGGACUGUACAACUGUACAAAUUAAAUGCGUCUGCAAAGUUACUCAGUUUAUAAUAAAUUAUUAUUUUACCUGUCGCAUGCAUGCACAUUUUUAUUUAUAUAAUGGGUAGUCAGGGACUAGAUUGAAAUAUGAAAUAUGGAGAUUUUCCACAUCUAAA